UCCACCGAGAUCUAAUUGCCUGGCAAUAAAAUCUGCUUUUCCUCAACUGGUGCCAGUCCUUCACUUUUGAGCUCGGGUUGGGGAAUUCUGCUACAACUGGGGCUGAAGGGAGGGGGGAGAACAGACUGGGGCUGAAGACGAAAUGAAGAUGGCAGGGAGAGACGGGGAGAACUAGGGGCGCAGAUGCUCUGUGCCGGAUCAGCUAGUAUAUAUAAUUCUCUUAGAUGUACCCGUCGCUAAUCCCAUGCGUGGCAGCUCUCGCGAGAGUUCACGAGUGAGGGGAGGGGGAGAGGAAAGCGGUGGAUGUGGGGAACAUAAGGCCAAUGGACACGCCAGUGAACAGAAUCCUAACUGAAAACACUGGUGCAUCCGAGAGGUUAGGAAAAGGAAACUAAGCAUUUUCCUGUUGCAAGUGCUAUAUUUCCUUUACAUACUCUGAAUCAAUACACAUAGAAGGAGGAGAUUUAAUUUUCUGCUACAGGCAUCAGGAAGCCACUUAUUCUCCUAGCCUUUUUGGCUGCCUCCUGGCAGUGGUGGUGGAGGCAACAGUAGAACUUUCCUUGACACCUUGAUUCUCCUUCACAAACAGUGAAGCAACAUAUGAUCCAUUGUCUCUCUCAACUGCUUCCGACUGACACGGGCAUAACUGUUGAGAAAAAGAAGUACCACGAUAGCAACCCUCUAAAGGAGCUGAGAGCAGCGUGUUCAAGUGGGUCAAGCCAGAUGCCCUUCUUGAUUUGGCAAAGGCAAGCUCAUGUAAAAAUAUGUCUGAUCUAUGAAGAUGAGUUACAUUACCUAAGAAAGAAAAGAAGCACACCCGUGAACCAAAACUAGCAGGUUGAACAGCUCCUUUCCCCUGCUGUCCAAGCAGCUCAAACAGCUCCUCCUGGCCCAAUUGGCACUGGCAUGAGGACACCAGCACUGGAAACAGGCCCCAUAUUUGCACCUGAGAUGUCCCCUUUGCAUUUGGUACAGAAUAUUGUGGAGCGUGUCUGAACUUGUGCGAAUAUACCCCAAAACCUCAUAAGCAUUUGUGAACUAUUAUAACACUCCCUUGAGAAGGCUACUGUUUAUACAGACAUAAUUAGGAAAGAAGUUGGCCACAGCCACUGAUUCAAACGCUCACUUUGACCAACAAUAAGGAGCUAAGCGUCCCAGCCAUUCUGAAAGAAAACUGCCAAUGACGAUGGCAUCAGCUGACCCCAUGCAGUAUGAAGACCUUGACAACUUCACUUACUAUGUUGAGAAUUUUGAGGAAGAUGAGCCUCCCCUCUCCUACCUCAGUAACACACAGAUUGUUUCUCUUGUGCUGCACGGUGUGGCUUUUCUCCUAGGAGUACCUGGUAAUGCAAUAGUCAUCUGGAUUAUGGGUUUUAAAUGGAACAAGUCAGUCACUUCCCUCUGGUUCCUCAACCUGGCCAUUGCAGACUUAAUCUUUGUCCUUUUCCUGCCUUUCUACAUUACAUAUGUGGCAAUGGGUUUCCACUGGCCCUUUGGGAAAUGGCUCUGUAAAGCAAACUCCUUUAUUGCCUUGUUCAAUAUGUUUGCCAGUGUCUUCUUCCUGACAGCAAUCAGCCUUGACCGCUAUGUCCAUCUGAUCCAUCCGGUCUUCUCCUACAAGUAUCGGUCUCUCAAAAACACCCUCCUUUUGACUGGAGUCAUUUGGUUUUUGGCUACAGCCAUUGGCAGUCCAGCAUUGUAUUUUAGAGACACGCUUACAUUACCCAACAAUUUCACCAUUUGCUACAACAACUUUCAUACAAAUAAUCUGGAUCUCAUUAUAUUAAGACACAAUGUUCUGAUCUGGGUGAGGUUCAUUUGUGGCUAUCUCUUUCCUCUCUUGACCAUGAUUGUGUGUUACUCCCUUCUGAUCAUCCAGGUGAAGAAGAGUGCAGUGUUGACCUCCAGCAGGCUUUUCUGGACUGUUAUUGUUGUGGUGGCGGCUUUUUUUGUUUGCUGGACCCCAUACCAAGUAUUUAGCAUUCUUGAACUGUCUGCUCACCGUAAUGCCUACUUGCUUGACUUGUUUCGGGAUGCCAUUCCUCUUACUGUUGGUUUUGCUUUCAUCAAUAGCUGCCUUAACCCAAUUCUCUAUGUUCUUCUCAGCAAAAAAUGCCAAUUCUGUUGUAGUGUGACAUUUUCAGAAUUGGUGAAACAUACACUAUUGGAGGUUAGCCAGUCUGGCACAGUCAGUGAACAAGUUUGGAACUCCAUGAGAUUGCAGCAGGAAACUCUUGGGCUUGAAAGUUCUGUGGGGAAAACCUCUCUGUGACUGGCUCUUCUGUCUUUCUCUCUUUACAAAUGACCCACCUUAUUCCAUUAAAUGUAUUUUUAGCUAAACAACUAACAUGUCUGUGUACCAAAGGCAUGGCAGAUUGAAUCUGACCAGUUGAAUUCUGUAGUUCAUGUUUUGUUACAUGCUCUUAUAUAGAUAUUCAACUGGCAAUAGGGUUGAGCUGUCUUACAGUUGCUUUCUUAUACAGUACAUAUGCACCAAAUGCUGCGCACGCACACACAGAGACACCAUUUAAAGUACCUCAGAGCAGUAUUUUGGGAUAAGUUCUGACAUUUGCACAUGUGAGCUCUGUGGUCCAUUGAAAAGAUUUGCACAAAUAGAAACCCAUGAAGAUAUUUGUACUUGCAAAAGGAGAGAGGGUAUGGGCAAACAGGUUUUUUUUAAUACAAAAGAAGCAAAGCAACAUAUUCAUUAGGAACAGUUAGAGUGACUUUUAGAGAUCAAGCUGCAUGAUGAUUAAUCUUUUGCAGAUAGUGGCCUCAUUACAAAAUAUAUAGUAUCUGAAAUACAUUACUAGCAUCUCUGCCUUCCUGCCCACCAAUAGCAAUACAACCUGUUGAUCUUAAAUGCUAUGAGGUCUCUUCACUCCCUCCAUUCCCUAUUUCAUCAAGAGUCCUUUUGUUUCCCUAUAGCUUCAUCCAGUUUCUGGACACGCUACACACUACACUACCUUGUCUCUGGGCUUUCCAUCUCAUGUCUUUCCUAACUCCUGAGACUAUCUUUCAGUCUUCAGCCUUCACCACAGCUGCUUUUGCCUAGGAUCUGCAUGAGGUUUUAAUCCCAAAUUGACAACUGAACAAGAUUUUUAAUAAAUUCCCUCACAGAAGCUGCUGGACUACAAAUGCUCUGACAGCAUUUGUCUGAAUGUUAAUGUUAAUGAACUGAAUGUUAAUGAACAUUCCAUGCCACAGCAUCUUCUGCCAGAGUCUUCAGAAACGCACACCCAUAAACUAUAGGUCACCCAUCAAAAAGAUAAUAACAUGUUGUUUUCAGUGGGAUGUGAAGCCCAAUCCAAUGCAUGCUUAUUCAGUCUCAUUUAGGUUUACUCCAAAAUAAGCAUGUGUAUGAUUUGAGCCUAAUUGCUUAGGUUUUGCAGACUUGCUUGUGCAGUGCUUUUUUGGAACACUGUAAAAUAAAAUUGCAUUUCAGUCCUAUUUGUAGAAGAUACAUUUUAUAAAAAUAUGUAUAUGUCCAAUACAUUACUGUGCGGUAUAUAUCAACAUUUUAGAAUCAUAUAGCCUAUAAUGUGUUGUAGUCAUCUGGUAUUUCAUCUUAGUGGUGUCAUUAUAUUGACAAAGCAAGAGAACAACAUUUAUAAUAAAUUCUUAAGAUCUGA
This is a messenger RNA of Hemicordylus capensis (graceful crag lizard), 3632 nucleotides long. RefSeq names its product chemerin chemokine-like receptor 2 (gene CMKLR2). Gene Ontology annotation, molecular function: G protein-coupled receptor activity; complement receptor activity. Lineage: Eukaryota; Metazoa; Chordata; Lepidosauria; Squamata; Cordylidae. The transcript is spliced from 7 exons. The record is from RefSeq and is a predicted model, not a curated record. Gene Ontology annotation, cellular component: plasma membrane. Gene Ontology annotation, biological process: phospholipase C-activating G protein-coupled receptor signaling pathway; complement receptor mediated signaling pathway; positive regulation of cytosolic calcium ion concentration. The coding region runs from base 1181 to 2272 and encodes 363 amino acids.